AUGUUCACAAUUCCAUCUGCAAAUGCUCAUCUUUUGGAUGAACCUCCCUCUGGUCAAUGUACUUCUACGUCUAUUGGGCCUUCUCUGCAAUCAAGUAGCUCAGUCCCUACCCAACCUCCUAGUGUCAUAUCCGAGCCACUCCCUUCCUGCGGUAUGCCCAAUCCUUGCGAAACUUUUCCUCUGACCUCGCCGGAUCCAUCUAUGAACAUAAACCAUCUCCAUUCAUCUCAAGGGGAUUUUUUCUCCCCGGAUUCUACUUCCUGUAUUAGAUCUGUUCAAAUUACUCAUAGGAAUGGAGAAGUCCCUGAGAUCACCUCAGAAUUGACCACCAUUCCGAUUGGAGGCUCAUCCUUUGGCCCAGGCUGGCCAGGUAGCUUCGGUGGCCCACCGAUCAAUGAACCCACGACUUUUGUUGUUAAACCGAAUAGAACAAACCCUCUGAAGCCACCUACCGACUCUGAGGUUCUCUAUAUUUUACCCUCAAUCUCGAUGCGCCUUACGACUGAUCAGCGUCAGAGCUUACGUCGGCCGCCCGCCACGACAAUAUUACAGAAAGAUAAGAAUUCGGUUUCAUCUCCACCAAAGAGGAGGAAACCCAAUCAAAUGUUAUCUGAUGUAGAUAGUGUCGACCCAAGUGAUGAACGGAAUAUGUCAACUUAUACUAUGGGUUGUGAUCAAAAUAGAGAUCAAGAAAGCAAUCUAGUUCAGGAAAAACCCACUUAUACUCUUAAACGAGAAGUCCGUUCAUCUAUCCAUCCCCAUUCUUGUUCGAACCUUCAAGAGGUCAUCAAUCAAGGUUUUCAUUUAGAUAGGAUAGAGAAGACGGAAGAUUAUGGGGAACACGAAAUACCAAUAGUGCAUCUGAGCUUUCAAACUGAUUUUCACGGAGUAAUUCAGUUGGGGCUAAUUGAUGUUCCCUGGCUGCCAAGUCUAAUUGAUUCAUAUCUGAAGGAGAGACCUUUUCAAUACGAUAGUAAGUUUAAAUUAAGUUGUCGAGUGUUUAAUCUUAGCUGA
Protopolystoma xenopodis is the source of this 1014-nucleotide messenger RNA. The record is from the annotation of a GenBank genome assembly. Lineage: Eukaryota; Metazoa; Platyhelminthes; Monogenea; Polystomatidea; Polystomatidae.